AUGGGCCACGUUAUCUCUGCAGCUACCACUGAAGGCUUCCCACCCAAGCCCAAGUGGGGCGUCGGUGACAUUCCUGACCUGACCGGCAAAGUAAUCAUCGUCACUGGCGGUGCCGCUGGAAUUGGCAAGGAAACCUCGAAGGCGCUCUUGAACCACAACGCAAAAGUGUACAUUGCCGCCCGCAAUGAAACUCUUGUACGAAAAGCUAUAGAAGAGCUGAAGUCCGAGACGGACAAGGAGGCCCUCUUCAUCAAACUAGACCUUGCUGACCUCAAGUCAGUCAGAGCUGCUGCUCAGGAAUUCCAAUCUAAGGAGCCAGAGCUUCAUGUUCUUUUUAACAAUGCCGGAGUCAUGGUACCUCCCAUUGAGGCUGUCACAGCUCAAGGAUACGAUCUCCAAUUUGGCACAAACGUCCUCGGCCACUUCUAUUUCACCAAGCUGCUCAUGCCUCAGCUCAUUGCUGGUUCCAAAACAAGCGGCGAUGGAAAGGCCAGAAUUGUCACCACCUCUUCCUCCGCUAGUGUUCUUGUUAGAUCGAUCAACUUCAACACUAUCAUUGACACUCCCGCACGGAAAAAGAGAUCGAACUGGAUGCUUUACGGAGAGAGCAAGCUUGGAAGCAUCGUUUUGGCUAACGAACUGGCUGCGAGAUAUGGGGACCAGGGAAUCGUAUCCACUUCCAUGAACCCAGGAAACUUGAACUCAGAGCUCCAACGACAUUUGAAAGGGCUUGAAGGAUUCCUUGUGUCGAAGUUCCUGUACCCCGUGCCCAUGGGUGCCCUGGCGCAAUUGUACGCCGGAACCUCGCCUGAAGGCGUCAAUUUCAACGGCAAGUACCUUAUUCCAUGGGGACGUAUCGGCAAAAACCACCCUUUCGGUCAGAAUGUUGCUGCGCGUAGGAAAGUGUGGGACUGGCUUGAAGAGCAGGUCGCGAAGUUCGAGGCGUCCUCUUAA
Messenger RNA from Psilocybe cubensis, 954 nucleotides. RefSeq names its product Short-chain dehydrogenase. The transcript has 8 exons. Lineage: Eukaryota; Fungi; Basidiomycota; Agaricomycetes; Agaricales; Agrocybaceae. The coding region runs from base 1 to 954 and encodes 317 amino acids. The record is from RefSeq and is a predicted model, not a curated record.